Messenger RNA from Aspergillus chevalieri, 3870 nucleotides. RefSeq lists its product as uncharacterized. NCBI's taxonomy places the organism in Eukaryota, Fungi, Ascomycota, Eurotiomycetes, Eurotiales, Aspergillaceae. The coding region runs from base 1 to 3870 and encodes 1289 amino acids. The transcript has 3 exons. The record is from RefSeq and is a predicted model, not a curated record.
AUGCGCGAUGGCGGUCCUGGUCCAAUCAUGGGGGUUACAUGGGUGCAAGCUGCCGCCGUCCAGAUCCAGAUUGAGAUCGGAAGAGUGAAGAAGCGGGCUGGGGGCGAUUAUGAAGAAAGGAAAAUGACCGGCAAACCAAUCAUCCCAACCCUCCGCAUCCCAACGGUCCCCUCCUUCCCCCUCUCCUCCCCCAUCACCGAAGAAAUCCCCAGCCCAGCAUCCUCAACAUGCUCAGAUGAAAGACAUCACCAUCACCACCGGGAUAAUCGCCAUCAACCCGUCGAGGUCUCCAGGACAGCGCGCCUGAUGCCGAUGUUGCAUACCUCCGAGCGGGACGCGCAUCGGAGUCAGAUGGUGGAGACGGAUGAGCAGGGUGGGUUGAAGGUUAAUGCUGGUACUGGUACUGGUGUUGGUGCUGGAGGUGGUACGGGUACGAAGAGGCCGAUUGGUUUGAACCUGGUGACGGAUUUCUCGUCGUCGCUGUCUGUUCCCAAGCCGAAGAAGAGGAGUCCGACGUUGGUUGAUUUGAAUGAUUUGAAGACGCUGUGUCGAACGCGCGAGCGGGAGAGAUCAGUGCAGAAGAUCAAGGGGAUUCUUAAGAAGAGGAGGUCUGAGCGUCUACGACGGGUUCAGGUUUCGGAUGGAUCGUUGGAGCCGAGGAGGGCUGUUUUUGAUUCACAUUCUCCAGUGCCAGAGCAAGAGCGUCCGAACAAGAAACGCAAAGACGAGCUCUCGCCGGGUGAUGAACCGAUUACGAUUGGACUUAGUGUUACGUAUGCGGACUCGGUGGACUCGGGUUCGAAUAAAGGAAAGUCGAGGGAGAGAGGGAUUGAGGGUAUUGAUAGCCAGAUGACCCCCGUGACGCCGUCUAUUAUUGUCACGCCGGCUAGAGAGGAUAGUUUUUGGGAGGAUGAUAUCCCAGAUCAACAGCAGCAUCCGAGACCUCGAGUUGCUUCGAGUGUCUAUUCGACGCCCACGCCGAAUCCUAUGAUUGAUUACGAUGAAGUACCGCCUGUUCCUGCUAUUCCGGCAUAUCACUCUAGGACGCCGACUGCGACGACAACGCCGAAUUUACAGCAGGCGAUACCGAGCCCACAACAAUACCAACGGAGGUCGAUCAUUAGAACACGAAAAUCACGCGCAUACUCCACAGGAACCCUCUUCGAAGAAGACGACAGCCCUGCCUCAGCACAACCACCACCCGAACCCCGACCCCGCCCUCGCUCCGAACGAAGGAAAGCCCUGUCCAAGCUCAGCAUCAACACGGAUACAAACCGUCACCAAUCCCAAGGAUGGUGGACAUAUCUCCUUUCCCCAUUGCUGAAAUCCAGUACCUCAACGUCCGCAAAAACGUUAACGCCAACGAGCCCCGAUCGACCACCUCUACUCCCAGAGCUAGGUGCGAACUCGACUGUAUCCAGUGAAGACUGGUGGGAGAAAGACUCCACCUCGAAAGAAGUAUCGUGCUUCUCGCCUGAUACACCCGAGACGGAGAAUGCUAUUGACCCCGUUGAGUGCGGAUGGCAGGGUGUGGCGACAACUACGAAUCCGUUUGUAAAUAUGGAUCGGGGAAUGAAUAUGAGAAGAGAAAUCGGUGCAGGCGGUGGCGAUAUGGCAUCUGGAAUGUUCGCGGGACAGGUGAUUCAGGGUUGUGCGGCGGAGUAUUAUCAAGCGUGCGCGCAUGAGUUGUUCAGCGGGAGGCCAUAUUUUGAGUGCGUGGGGCAUGUUUGUUCGAUUACGCCAGUGGCGCCAGCUAUCCAGGUCUCUGAAGUCGGGAAGGUGGAAGAGAAAUCGGGUGCGAGGGGUGUUGCUGCUUUUGCCGUUGUGGAUAAGCAUGCGGAGAUGCAGAGCCCUAAGUCUGAGGGAGCUCGUGCGCAGUAUUUCUCUGGAUCCACGGCUGUAAAUGCGCCAUCCGUGAGGGAAGCUGAAACCGAGAAUCUCGCAAAACCAAAAGACGGUGCUCACAAUCUGACCAUCGAAACGGGUCCUCGACAACCCGAGCUCUUGAACCCGUUUUCUCAGACGACAGCAGCCCGUCCAGCAACUCCAGUCACACCAUUCUGCGUUCCCCCUGUCGCAGCACCACCUCCACAACCAGUACCUCAGACGAACACAGCUACCACCGUCAAAGUCGAAAGAGCGGUUCCUCACUACAUCGUCGUCCCACAGAGUCAACCACCACAGGCCCCGUCCCCGGUGUCUCCUGCGUUCCAGCAGGCGACUGAACGGACUGGGAUCCCGCUGUCUAGUCUGCAGAAUGGACCUGCUCCAGUGCCUAAUGCGCAGGGCGGUUUGGAACACCCGAAAGCACCCGCUGCUCUUGCUAGUCAAGUCAGUUUGUGGCCGAAUCCUCAUCCCACAGGAACCGCAUCAGCAAACACAUCCAACGAUGGUUACGUUGGCCAAUGGCCUAACCCGCACCCAGCAAGAGAUGUAAAACCACCCGUCGCCAAGAGAGAAUUCACUACAGCACAAAUCCACGAAAAACACGACAAAACCACCAAAAACAGCGGAAAGACCGGCAUUUUCAGCAAAUGCCUCAAUCGCAAAAAGGACAAAGAAAGCAAAACAAAACGCCGCUGCUACGCCGCUAUCGCCUGUCUCUUCCUAAUGAUUCUCGUCGUCGCAAUCCUUCUCGCCGUCUUUCUAACUCACAAAUCCAGCCCCUCCGACCCCUCCACAAAUACCAACACUAACAACACAAGAACAACACCCGCCCACUCAAACUGGCUGAACUUAACCGGCUACCCGCCCAUGCCCACUGGUCUCGCGACGAUUGCUGGUCCCGAGGCGCAGAAGCAGGAAACUGGAUGUAUUUAUCCAGAGACGUUGUGGAGCUGUGCGCUGCCAAAGGAGCAGCAGGAGGGGAAUAAGCCAUAUGAUCCAGAUGAGCCGAACUUCCUGGUUCAGAUUCGGUUCCAUAACGGGACAUAUUCGAGGAGCACGGUGCCGGUGUCGAAGAGGAGUGGCAGUAGCAGUGGCAAUAGUACAUGGGAUCCCUCGCCCUCGGCGCCAUCAAUGCGAGAUCAGGAAUUCCUGGGCAAUACGACAGACAAAAACGCCGAGCCGUACGCAGGCGAAGAAACACCUUUCUUCAUGACCUUCCUGUCAACGCAGACCUCGUCCUCAUCAAGCUUAAAUUCCGACUCGGGUCUCUCACGAAGGAGCUCCUUCCCCAACCUCACAGACAUAGUCCCAGCACCCGACUCCGACUCCGACGGCACGGCGGCCCCGGCAAACCUCUACCCGCUCCCUGAAUCCCAGCCCAUCCGUUUGUAUAACCGCGACCAGGAUGACGAGCACUAUGGGUUCUACACCUACUUUGACAGAUCGAUAUUCCUCGAAUCCGACGCCCCGCUGAAUGGAAAGGCAAUUGAUACAAUCUCAAGCGAUAAGAACGGCGGCUCGACUAAGAAGAAUGCACGGGUACGAUGCACAUGGUCUCAGACACGGUUUCUGGUCAAGAUCUGGACGAAAGGUGAUAAAUCAGGAAAGACGUUACUCCCCGGCACCACCACCACCUCAUCAUCAUCGGCAUCCAGCCCUACCUCCUCAUCCAGCAUAACAAAACAAGACUACGCCCGCCCCGGCACAUUUCCGUACCCGGUAACGAUAACCCUAGACCGCCACGGCGGUACCGCAUCCCAGAAAAUGGUGUACUGCUACGGCAUGUCCGACGACAUGAGUCUCAACUCGACGGAGAUUAAGCUGCAGGUCGAGGAAAGGGGUUAUGAUGGGACGCUUGUGAAUGCGGCGCCGGGGGUGUUCAAUAGUACGAGUGUUGUUAGUGAUGACGGGAGUGGUUGGGGAGGCGUUGAUGGCGGGACGGGAGGGUGUGGGUGUGAAUGGGUUAAUUGGGGGAAGGCUUAG